AUGGCUCUUAUAGGAAGGAUUCCAAGUAAUUUUGGAAACCUCACAUUUCUUGUUUGUCUUGACUUGGGAAGCAAUAAUUUCCAUGGAAAUUUGCCUCAGGAAAUGACAUGCUUGCGUCGGCUUAAGUUUCUUGAUUUAAGUUUCAACAACUUCAGAGGGGAGGUUCCUUCUUGGUUUGGAUUUUUACAAAAACUUCAAGUUCUAAAUCUUAGGAAUAAUAGUUUCACCGGUUCCAUCCCUUCAUUUUCUAAUAUGUCCACACUUCAGACAUUGAAUUUGGCAUUCAAUUCUUUAGAAGGUCAUAUCCCUGUGUCUCUCUCGAAUGCCUCAAGGUUGGAGACGUUAGAAUUAUCUUAUAAUUCACUUCAAGCAAACAUUCCAGAAUGGAUCAGCAGCCUUCACAACAUGAACUCGUUGGGCAUAGAGUAUACUCAGCUAGUGGGUUCUAUACCAUUCACAAUUUUCAGUAUUUCUAGGAUCGAAGUCGUUGCAUUUACUGGCAAUAGCUUAUCAGGAAGUCUUCCCAAUGGUUUAUGCAAUGGUCUCCCAAUACUCAAAGGGCUUUAUUUAUCCAUAAACAAGCUUCGCGGUCAUAUGCCUACAAGCAUAUCAAAUUGUUCACAACUUCAAAUUUUGUCUUUAUCAAAAAAUGAGUUUGAUGGACCAAUACAUAGUGAAAUUGGAAGAUUGAGUAACUUGCAGAUAUUAGAACUCAGAGCUAACCAUUUCACUGGGAUAAUUCCACAAGAAAUUGGAAAUCUUGUUAAUUUGGCAAAGUUAGGCAUGGAGGAUAAUCAGAUUACUGGCUCUGUACCGAUCUCCAUAUUCAAUAUCUCAUCGCUGCAAGUUUUGUCGCUGUGGCAGAACAAUCUUAGUGGACUCUUACCAGGGGAGAUUGGUGAAAUACCCAAAGAGAUAAGGAAUCUCGUUGAGUUGAGGAUACUUGAUCUUGGAAAUUUAACAGUUCUUUAUCUAUAUUACAACCCUCUAAAUGGCAUGCUUCCAGCCUCCACGGGGAACCUUUCCACCUCUCUAAGAAAAUUUUACGGUUACAAUUGCAAAAUCAAAGGGCGAAUUCCAAAGGAAGUUGGGAACUUAAGCAGCUUAUUAGACCUUGUACUUUCUGGAAAUAACUUGGUCAGAUCGAUUCCAACAUCAAUUGGCAACUUGAGAAACCUUCAGCGCAUCAACUUGAGUGACAACAAAUUAACAGGACUUAUUGGAGAUCAUAUAUGUAAAUUACAGCAUCUGGGUGAUAUUUACUUGGGUCAAAAUCAACUUUUAGGAUCUCUUCCUAAUUGUUUAGGGAAUAUUACUUCCCUCAGUGAGAUACAUCUGGGUUCAAAUAAAUUGAGCUCCAAUAUACCACCAAUCUUAGGGAACCUUCAAGAUCUAGUGGUUCUUGACUUAUCGUCAAACAACAUGGUAGGUUCUUUACCUCCAGAAAUUGGAAUCUAA
Capsicum annuum is the source of this 1458-nucleotide messenger RNA. RefSeq names its product probable leucine-rich repeat receptor-like protein kinase At1g35710. Lineage: Eukaryota; Viridiplantae; Streptophyta; Magnoliopsida; Solanales; Solanaceae. The record is from RefSeq and is a predicted model, not a curated record. Gene Ontology annotation, molecular function: protein binding. The transcript is spliced from 4 exons. Bases 1 to 1458 code for a protein of 485 amino acids.